GGAUUUUGAGAAACACCCUAGCGCGUUUAGGUCAGUUAGGUCAGCUGCACUCAAAUCAACAAUUCAUUCCUUUUAAAAUAGUUUAUCUAUAAACUAUUUAACUUCAUAAUCCGCAACAAAAGAGCACUUCAGCAACAUGGGGUAAUGUUGUUCGCAGGAUAAACAGGAAUGGUAACAUGAUUAAUUAGAAGUCGACAUAUUGAGACGCAAGAGUAGAGGCACUCGCAUUCAACGUGCACAGAGGGAAAGGAGAGGAACGUGACUAUUAAACAAGCUACGAAAUUGUAUACAUAGGUCGUUUCGUAAUGUCUGAUUUGGGAAGCGGAGAUGAAGGUAUCUCAGGAUCAAAAUACAAUGUCGCAAACAUGGAGGGUUCCUCCAGCAGGAACGAGUUCGAAUCUUCUGUAAAAGGCGGAAGCGGUGUGGAACAGGAACUGGCCACCAAAAUGCUUCAAAUACAAUCCAAACGAUUUUAUCUGGACGUGAAACAAAACCGAAGGGGUCGUUUUAUAAAAGUUGCAGAGAUUGGCGCUGACGGCAGACGAAGCCAAAUUUAUUUGGCUCUUUCAACUGCCGCAGAAUUUCGUGAUCACUUGUCGUCAUUUAGUGACUACUACGCUUCUCUAGCUGGUCAAAACACAGGCCCCCCAAACACUGACAAUUUACCGGAGGAUGGUAAAUUAAAGUCCGAAAUGAUGAUAAAAGAUUAUAGAAGAUAUUAUUUGGACUUGAAGGAAAAUGCGCGAGGACGAUUUUUACGGGUCUCACAAACCAUCACAAGAGGUGGACCUAGAUCUCAAAUCGCCCUACCAGCUCAAGGAAUGAUCGAGUUUCGUGACGCCCUUACAGAUUUGUUGGAAGAGUUUGGAGCAAACGAUGGAGGCAGGUUUAAAGGAGAUUUGCCUGAAGAGCGGCAUAUGAAGGUGGAUAACAAAAACUUUUACUUCGAUAUCGGGCAAAACAACCGAGGCGUCUACAUGAGGAUAAGCGAAGUAAAAAAUAAUUUUCGAACUUCGAUAACUAUCCCAGAGAAAUGUUGGAUUCGCUUUCGAGAUAUUUUUAAUGAUUACUGCGAGAAAAUGAAAAAAUCGUCCGACUCAAUUACUGCCGAAAUUAAUCUACCGACAUCCUCAAAUAGUCUUAAAUAAAUAAACAUCCCGUGAUUUAUGCAAUCUUACUAGAAGGCAUGGAAAAUAUAUUUAUUAAUGUCGAUUGACCAACAAAAAUGUAAAGCUUGAAAUGUGUGACAUAACUAACUAAACUCAGAAAUAUGCGAAUGAUUAAGCUUGAAUGACACACAAAUAUAUUUAUUUAGUAGCAUUUAGCGAAAUAUGUGUUAGUAUUAUUUAAUUUAUUGUUUUUAAAUAAUACCAUAAAUUAGUUAGAGUUUAAGUAGAAAAAAUUAAAUUUGGUCUGAGAAUGGCUAUUGCAAUAACAUGUAAAAAUCAUACAAUUUUUGUUUGGUUUCCCAAUGAUCGAUUUAAAUUUGUCAAAAGAGCCCAAAUAUGAGUUGCCAAUUUUUAAUUGCUUAUGCCCAACAAAGUACAAGGAAUCUUAAAAUAAUUCACUGAUUUGUCGUAUAUAUAUAUAUAGUAUAUUUUAAAAAUUAUAAAACGAAUUAUUAAAAGGUCUUGAAUAUACCAAUUCCGAUAUGAAAACGUAUAAUGAAUAGCGUGAAAAAUCAACUUCAAAAUGAGAACACGAAACCAGUUAGAAAUAAUUUUCAUUCAGAUCCAUGAAGAAAAUAUGAUAAAGCUUGAGUAUUAACAUUCAACAUUUUACGAUUUAGUUUACAUUUAGAAUUCCAAUGGCUAAAUGGUUGAGCAAUUUCCCUUCGGCUCCUCAAGCGCAUAUUGAGCCACCCGACCUGUGUUUUAUUUUACAAAGACAAUUGGCUUCUGUAUUCUCUGAUCUUAAGUUUUUUACUCUCAGACUAAUCCGUAACCAAGUCCGUCUGUCCGUCCACACAAAAGCCUGGAACUCUGUGACUUCAAAAGCAAUAACAUGCCCAUGCAGAUCGAAGUGGUUUCACAAUUCUAGUCACGCUCAAGUUUACCCAGAGCUCUAAUGGUAGACAAGAGUUACUACAAUAUAAUGAUUCGUGUGGACAUAUGUCUCUGAUGCUGCGGCAUACGUUCAAUCAGGAUAUUGAGUUCCAAAUAUCUCAUAGUUGAGGUCAUCUAUUGCGUCGUUUCUUUUUUCUUAAUCGGCCUCUAUUCUGUUGUGAGAUUUCUACUUGUUGUUGACAAUUCGUGCCACUUAGAGAACCACUUGUCAUGAGAAGUAUUGCUUAAGUGUUUGGGUUCUGCCACAGUUUAAAUCAGGCCUAUGUAAUUUGGAACCAUUCAUAACAAGCUUACAAAAUUGUUAAAGCUUCUAAGAUAAUAUGUUACAUAUUAUAAUACAAGUUAAAGUAACUCCUAAACGCGUUUUUAAAACAAAAGUUUCAAUGUGAUCACGUAGAAUAAAAACAAACUUACUAAGUACGAUGAAAAUGCAUAGCAAAAUAAAAACAUAUGUAAAUCGAAUGCGACACAGGCACAUACCGGAUAAAUUUCCCAGAGGAAUAUCGUGUACAGAUUGCGUGUGCUAAGUAAUAAUUAGAGGUAUUAAUUAUUUAGUAUUUAAAGUUGUCAGAUUUCGAGCUCAAUGAGAAUUCAUUGAACUGUUAUGGGAUGUUUGUGAAUUAGCUCUCGUUAUUAUAUUUAUAAAAACAAGAGCCAGUUUAUUUAAAGAAACAAAAAAUGCAAUUUUCUAAUUUAUUAUAAACUAAUUAUUAUUGAAACUAAAAGCCGAAAACGCCCCACAAAUUCCCUUUUAGAGUCGAUGCUAAUCAGACUAUAAACUCAAAGAUCUUUAUAUUUACCGAGCAAAUGUAAGCGGCAAUAUGUUACAGAGAUCCAAUAAAUUAGUUAAUUAUAAAAAGUGGGUUUAUCUUCAAUGUUGUUUGGCAAAAAUGCAUAUUGUGUAUUUUAAGAGUUUUGUGAACAUAAUAUGGAAAUAAAGUUGAAUUUAAACGGUUA
Messenger RNA from Drosophila gunungcola (fruit fly), 3023 nucleotides. RefSeq names its product transcriptional activator protein Pur-beta (gene Pur-alpha). Gene Ontology annotation, biological process: regulation of transcription by RNA polymerase II. Gene Ontology annotation, cellular component: nucleus. The record is from RefSeq and is a predicted model, not a curated record. NCBI's taxonomy places the organism in Eukaryota, Metazoa, Arthropoda, Insecta, Diptera, Drosophilidae. Bases 306 to 1148 code for a protein of 280 amino acids. Gene Ontology annotation, molecular function: DNA-binding transcription factor activity, RNA polymerase II-specific; purine-rich negative regulatory element binding; RNA polymerase II transcription regulatory region sequence-specific DNA binding. The transcript is spliced from 9 exons.